Molecule: messenger RNA, 2141 nt
Organism: Bemisia tabaci
Lineage: Eukaryota; Metazoa; Arthropoda; Insecta; Hemiptera; Aleyrodidae
Gene: PIG-T
Product: phosphatidylinositol glycan anchor biosynthesis class T
Biological process (GO): attachment of GPI anchor to protein
Cellular component (GO): GPI-anchor transamidase complex
Source: RefSeq, a predicted model, not a curated record
CCUCCCGGCACUCAUUAUUUUUUACGCCCUAAAAAUUUAGUUUUUCACCUCGAGGCCGUAAUCGACUGAUUUUUCCACGUAUUCUGUGUUUUACUCUUCCAAAUUUUGCUUCAAAGUUGAUGGUUUUGAAGUUAAAACUCUAUUAGACAUCCCACCCUCAGCUGGCCAGUUAACUAUGAGACUUAUCUUCCGUUUGUUAAAGUUCUCUCUCAGUUUUUAAAAUAUGUUCAUCCUUUUCACGAUUCUGUUUCAACUGAUCUUUUCAGUCAAUUCAUUCAGUAAUUUAUACUCGGACAGUUUUCAUGAAGAACUACUAUUAAAACGGUUGUCGAGUGGUCAUGUAUACUCAUACUUUCAAUUUACGACGCUGUGGAAUACAACCCUUGACAAGAGUACUUUUGACCACACUCAUUUAUGGCCUCGCUCACUUGGUGAGAUUCUAGGGUAUCACAAUGUUCAAGAGCUUCAUGUGAGUCUAACGCAGGGCCUUUGGCGGUACCAGAAUUGGGGAUAUCCGGUUGUUGAAGCCCCACCCGGAGCGGAACUGUGGGUUUGGUUCAAACCAGACACAGAGAAUGUUGAAAAGGAAUGGAAAUUACUCGCAGGCGCUCUCUCGGGGCUGCUUUGCGCUUCCCUAAAUUUUAUUGAAACUUCAAAUAGUAUGACCCCUGAGCUCAGCUUUCGACCUGUAGGAGUAGCUGAUAUUAGUAACCCUGUCAACUCAUCGUUUCUACGCUAUGCAACUCUUCCCAGAGAAAUCGUUUGUACUGAAAAUCUGACACCCUUGAAGAAGUUAUUGCCCUGUGAUUCUAAGAAAGGAUUGUCAACCCUCUUGAAUGCAGGAUAUGUACAUAAUACGAAUUAUCAUUCCCUAGGACUGCAUUUUAGACAGACAUGCUCAGGAAAGUAUUGUGUAAAUCCAGUCAUAGAAUUAAGGCAGACAGUCUCAUUAGUUUACGACCUAAGUAUAGUUGAGCCAAUAAAUCAAGACUGGUCCAUCAGGAAACUCUUUGGAGUUGGAGUGGGAUCUGGAUGUCCUCUCGCAUCAUCAAGCCGCAUUUAUGUCGACAUCAGCUCAAAUGAGACCGGUCCAGUAUUUCAUCUAACACCAAAUCCUGACUCAGUGGCUCUUAGUAUGAGAGGAGGUUAUCAAUCAACGUUUGCAGUCUACGAUAUCUCAUCGGCAGAAAAACUGUUCAAUAUCAAUGCCAAUUAUCGCAAACUGUCUUCAGUUCCUUUAAGUUAUCCACCACCUCUGUAUGUGAACAGGUAUAUAGCAGGAUACGGUCAAGAAAGAGGUCGAAUUGUGACCAAAAUUCACAACAAACACAGGACUCCUCUGAAAAUCAUCUAUUUGGAAAAUAUCCCAUGGUUCAUGCCUAUCUACUAUCACACAUUGAAAGUCACCGCCAAUAAUAGAAAUAUUAAUCCAAUUCAGAAAAGGUACCACCCAGGCAAAGAGCGCGUCAGACCGUACUUCCUUGAGGUCGUUCUAGAAAUACCUGCUAGAACCUCUAUCGAAGUCCAUUUUGAAUUUGAUUACAUUUUUCUCAAGUGGCAAGAAUACCCGCCAGAUGCCAAUCAUGGAUUCUAUGUUGGCUCCGCUGUCAUCACAUGCAUGCUGCCUGUGGGAAGGAACUACACUGGGUUACCUCCGGAAGCAUCGUUGAUCUCAGACAGUUGGAACGCCUCUCAACAAGGUUACUUGGUUCAGCUUCGAACUGAGUCUCUCAUUUUAACCUUGCCAACGCCUGAUUUUAGUAUGCCGUACAAUGUCAUUUGCUUAGCAUGCACUGUUGUUGCAUUAGCGUUUGGGCCCUUGCACAAUAUCACAACAAAAAGACUGCAAUUAGUGAAACUUGACGAGGAACCAAAAGGUGUUUUCCCUUUUCUAAAAAAUAAGAUAUUAAAACCUGUCAAGAAUUUUUUCAAAAAGACUGAAUCCACUGUUCAAGCUCAAGAACAAACAGCUGAAGUAUCGACCAAAUCCAAAGAAUCGUAGCUUCCUUUGACUUUCUAUUGUAAAUAUUUAAGUUUUUCAAUCUAGUCCAGGUAUUUUAAGUUGCAUCUUUAGCUUUAACUUUAUGUGUGUUUAUAAGUUUUUCAUACCAGUAUUUAAAAUAAACAAAAUUAAAAAAGUA